Messenger RNA from Pollicipes pollicipes, 673 nucleotides. RefSeq names its product cytochrome P450 3A19-like. The annotation marks the transcript as partial. Gene Ontology annotation, molecular function: monooxygenase activity; iron ion binding; heme binding. The record is from RefSeq and is a predicted model, not a curated record. NCBI's taxonomy places the organism in Eukaryota, Metazoa, Arthropoda, Thecostraca, Pollicipedomorpha, Pollicipedidae. The transcript has a single exon.
UGGGAGUACGACGGCCUGCGCAUCCCCAAGGGCACGACUGUCAUCCUGCCACUGUGGCCGUACCACCGCGACCCGGAGGUGUUCCCGGAGCCGGAGCGCUUCCUGCCCAACCGCUGGCUGGGCGAGCAGGGCCGCCAGCUCGGCCAGUACAGCUGGAUGCCGUUCGGCCUGGGACCGCGCGCCUGCAUCGGCAGCCGGCUGGGCAUGAUGGAGUGCAAGUUCUUGCUGGCCUACCUGCUGCAGCGCUACCGCCUCACGGCCACGCCCGAGACGAAACUGAAAUAUUACACGGGGGCGACGCUGUUUAUCGGCGCGCACCCUAUCAUGUGCAAGGUGGAAAAGCUCCAGUGAGCUGGUGACGCCGCCGCGUAAGGUGCACAGAGCUUCUUGCCCCACCAAUGCAAGGUGACUUCUACCAACUCUAGAAUGGCGCGAUGCACAGGAGUUGAAGGCGAUAUGAGUGGCUGUGUUUAGUUCACGUCUGUUUUUCACCGUUGCCACUCCAGCCCGUCACUUCGAUGCCUCCGUUCCUGCCGCCCAGCUGAUUGUGACAUGCUAUUUGCCUGCCUGGUGCGGCAGUCCGGAACUUGCUCUCUGCCUUUCAGUUUCAUGUGCUCGAUGUAUCGCGCUCAAUCCGCAGUAGGAAGUAUCAAUACAAACGCAAAGAAACGCA